AUGGCGGUUCAUCCAACCACAUCAACUUUGAGAGUUCGUAUAACAUUCACGGAGCUCCAACGCAGUAGUUUAAAACAGCCAAAACGACGUAUAUAUCCAGCCAAGAUUGUUAAAUUUGAAGAUGAGUAUAUUGUUGAUGCAAACCAAAUUGGAACUCUUAAUUGUACAGCAGAAGGAAACCCUCCACCUACUUAUACUUGGACUCCAUGUGGCUCACGAAAAUUUUGUAGCAACAAUUCAAUUGAUCUUUUUAAUGUCUGUAAUGAUGUCAGCUAUACCUGCAAAGUGGCCAAUAGCCUUGGAAAUGACUCAAAAACUGCCAAUGUUUACAUUGGAGGAAAACUGAUUAACACAACGAUUACCCUCAAAGGUGAACCUUGUGAAGAUGGACUAAGCAAUAAAUCUUCAGUAGAAGAGACAUUUAAUGAACAGCUUAUAGCUGCUUUUGCAGAUAAAUAUGGUUACGAAGAAGUGCAGUCAAUGAGUGUGAGGUGUGACAAUAAAACUGUUGAUCUUGCACUGAAAUUCAACUCCACUACAAAGGGAAAAAAUGUUAUCACAACACUUAUAAAUGCUACACUUGAGCAAGGUGGCAAACUGGGAGAGUUCAGUGUGUCUGCUAUUAAAUUGAAGACAUGUCCAAAAAAUGUACCUGUAACAUCUCCACCAGAGUAUGAUGUCAGGAUCACAGAUGAGAUGGCUACAGAUGAGAUGUCUACAGAUGAGAUGUCUACACCACCACCUGGCAGAUCCUCUGAGGGGAUGGAUUGGUGGAAGAUUCUCCUCAUCGCGUUUGUGGUGGCAAUUGGUUUUGGCUUUGUCGUUGGAAUACUUUUCCGCUACUUUGGCGCGAAAAGUAAGGGCUCAAAGAGUAAGUAUUGCGCAUUUUAAUCUAAACUGUGAAUUUAGUCCAAUUUUAAUUAAUUUUUUAUUUUAGUUUUCAAAGACUAAAUUAACAUAUUUAUAUACCUCGAAAAAUUCAUGGUCGCUAUGUUAUUAAUU
Molecule: messenger RNA, 1002 nt
Organism: Stylophora pistillata
Lineage: Eukaryota; Metazoa; Cnidaria; Anthozoa; Scleractinia; Pocilloporidae
Biological process (GO): dendrite self-avoidance; axon guidance; homophilic cell-cell adhesion
Cellular component (GO): axon; plasma membrane
Molecular function (GO): cell-cell adhesion mediator activity
Source: RefSeq, a predicted model, not a curated record